Molecule: messenger RNA, 5068 nt
Organism: Salarias fasciatus (jewelled blenny)
Lineage: Eukaryota; Metazoa; Chordata; Actinopteri; Blenniiformes; Blenniidae
Gene: pcxb
Product: pyruvate carboxylase b
Exons: 27
Coding region: 504-4046 (1180 amino acids)
Biological process (GO): pyruvate metabolic process; gluconeogenesis
Cellular component (GO): cytoplasm
Molecular function (GO): ATP binding; metal ion binding; pyruvate carboxylase activity
Source: RefSeq, a predicted model, not a curated record
GGCAGGCGCAGAAGCAGACUUCUAUAUCCGCCAGACGGAGACGGACGGUGCCAGCUGCUAGCUAAGUUAGCUACAGUAGACAGUUAGCUUCACAGUCCUAGCUCCUUAACUUACAUAUUAGGGAGUGAGAGAGUGACAGAGAGAGUGUGUGUGUGUGCGUGUCGACGCUGUGAGCGCGCGCUUGGCUGUCCCGAAGUGACUCAGUGUGCUUGCGUGUCCCUCAAGAGCGUGUGCGUGCGUGUGUGUGUGUGUGUGUGAGUGGAUAGUGUGUCUGUGUGAGUGCAUGUGCAUGAGAGGCAGAGUGUGUGUGUGUGUGUGUAUAUAUAAACCCACUUCUGUCCCUCUCUUCCUCUCUGGAGUAGCGGCGUGUCUGUUUUGUGUUGCGUUCGCAAGCAAAGAGGCAAAACCCCAUAAACACUCAGUGAUAGCCGACUGUUUACAUUCGGUGUCCGGUUACCUGCCAGAGGAUUCCCAUCAUUUACUGAUACCGACUGAGCGCCAACAUGAUGCUGAGUUACAUUACGGUGCGGGGCGGCAUCAGUCUGCUGGCUGUCAGGAGGGCCUGCGUCCUGUCGCGAUCUGCGCACUCUGCCCCGCAGAGCAAGCAUCGAGCGAUAAAGAAAGUCAUGGUGGCCAAUCGAGGUGAAAUAGCCAUCCGGGUGUUUAGAGCCUGCACCGAGCUGGGGAUUCGAACCGUGGCUGUGUACUCCGAGCAGGACACCGGGCAGAUGCACAGGCAGAAAGCAGAUGAGGCUUACCUGAUCGGAAAAGGCCUGCCCCCUGUCGCCGCUUACCUUCACAUCCCAGACAUCAUCAAAGUUGCCAAGGAAAACAACGUGGACGCCAUCCACCCGGGGUACGGCUUCCUCUCCGAGCGCUCCGACUUCGCUCAGGCCUGCUCCGACGCCGGGGUGAUGUUCGUGGGACCGACUCCAGAAACGGUCCGCAAGAUGGGGGACAAGGUGGAGGCUCGGUCGCUGGCCAUCAGUGCAGGUGUUCCGGUGGUCCCCGGAACAGAUGCGCCCAUUUCCAGUCUGCAGGAGGCGCAGGCGUUCGCCCAGACGUACGGCUUCCCCAUCAUCUUCAAGGCGGCGUACGGCGGCGGCGGCCGAGGCAUGAGGGUGGUCAGAGAGUACGAGGAACUUGAGGAGAAUUACCAGCGGGCCUACUCUGAAGCCCUGACGGCGUUCGGGAACGGCGCUCUGUUUAUCGAGAAGUUUAUUGAAAAGCCCAGACACAUUGAAGUGCAGAUCCUCGGCGAUAAAUAUGGUAAUGUCAUCCACCUCUACGAGAGAGACUGCUCCAUUCAGCGGAGACACCAAAAGGUUGUGGAGAUUGCACCUGCGUUCCAACUGGACCCCCAUUUGAGAGACCGGCUUCACGCGGACGCCGUCAACCUCGCCAAACUGGUUGGAUACGAGAAUGCGGGGACCGUGGAGUUCUUGGUGGACAAACACGGCAAACACUACUUCAUUGAGGUCAACUCCAGGCUGCAGGUGGAGCACACUGUCACCGAAGAAAUCACAGACGUGGACCUGGUGCACGCCCAGCUGCACGUGUGCGAGGGCCGCAGCCUGCCGGAGCUCGGCCUGAAGCAGGACAAGAUCAGGGUGAACGGCUGCGCCAUCCAGUGCCGAGUGACGACCGAGGACCCGGCCAGAGGCUUCCAGCCCGACACGGGGAGGAUCGAGGUCUUCAGAAGUGGUGAAGGCAUGGGGAUCCGUCUGGACAGCGCCUCGGCCUUCCAGGGAGCCAUCAUUUCCCCGCAUUAUGACUCACUGCUGGUGAAAGUCAUCGCCAGCGGAAAGGACCUCCCGACGGCAGCCUCCAAGAUGAGCCGGGCCCUGGCCGAGUUCAGAGUGCGAGGGGUCAAGACCAACAUCCCUUUCCUGCAGAACGUCUUCUCCAACCACCAGUUCCUGCACUCCACCGUGGACACGCAGUUCAUCGACGAGAACCAGGAACUCUUCAACCUCAAGCCCACCCAGAACCGAGCCCAGAAGCUCCUGCACUACCUGGGUCAUGUGAUGGUAAACGGACCGACCACGCCCAUCCCAGUCAAAGCCAAGCCCUCCUCCACGGACCCCGUCAUUCCCUCCGUCACCAUGGGCGACCCGCCCGUCGGUUUCCGAGACGUGUUGCUGCGGGACGGCCCUGAGGGAUUCGCCAAGGCCGUCCGCGCCCACAAAGGCCUGCUGCUGAUGGACACCACGUUCAGGGACGCUCACCAGUCGCUGCUGGCCACCAGGGUCAGGACCCACGACCUGAAGAAGAUCUCGCCGUUCGUCAGCCACAACUUCAGCAACCUUUACAGCCUGGAGAACUGGGGAGGUGCUACCUUUGACGUGGCCAUGCGAUUCCUGUCGGAGUGUCCCUGGAAGAGGCUGCAGGAGCUGAGAGCUUUGAUCCCUAAUGUCCCUUUCCAGAUGCUGCUGAGAGGGGCCAACGCCGUGGGCUACACCAACUACCCCGACAACGCUGUCUUCAAGUUCUGCGAGGUGGCCAAGGAGAACGGCAUGGACAUCUUCCGCGUGUUCGAUUCCCUGAACUACCUGCCCAACAUGCUGCUGGGCAUGGAAGCCGCCGGCGCGGCGGGCGGCGUGGUCGAGGCCGCCAUCUCGUACACGGGGGACGUCUCCGACCCCAUGAGGCAGAAGUACUCCCUGGACUAUUACGUGAAGCUGGCGGACGAGCUCGUCAAGGCCGGAACCCACAUUCUCUGCAUCAAGGACAUGGCCGGCCUUCUGAAGCCAGAGGCCAGCAAGCUUCUGAUCGGCGCUCUGAGAGACCGCUUCCCAGAUGUGCCCAUCCACGUGCACACCCACGACACAGCUGGAGCCGGUGUGGCCGCCAUGCUGGCCUGCGCCGAGGCCGGGGCCGACGUGGUCGAUGUAGCAGUGGACUCUAUGGCUGGAAUGACCUCUCAGCCAAGCAUGGGAGCCAUCGUCGCUUGUGCCAAGAGGACCAAACUCGACACCGGCAUCGCUCUGGAGAAGGUGUUUGACUACAGCGAGUACUGGGAGGUGGCCAGAGGUCUGUACGCUCCGUUCGACUGCACCGCCACCAUGAAGUCUGGCAACGCUGACGUCUACGAGAACGAGAUCCCGGGAGGACAGUACACCAACCUUCACUUCCAGGCUCACAGUAUGGGACUGGGAAAUAAGUUCAAGGAGGUGAAGAAGGCCUACGCUGAAGCCAACAAACUGCUAGGAGACCUCAUUAAGGUGACUCCGUCGUCGAAGAUUGUUGGCGACCUGGCUCAGUUCAUGGUGCAGAACAGCCUGACCAGGGCGGAGGUGGAGGAGAGGGCCGACGAGCUGUCCUUCCCGCUGUCCGUGGUCGAGUUCCUGCAGGGAUACAUCGGGAUUCCGCACGGAGGGUUCCCUGAGCCGUUCAGGUCCAAGGUGCUCAAGUCCCUCAACCGGAUUGAAGGUCGUCCCGGCGCCUCGCUGCCGCCUAUGGACUUCAAGGCCCUGGAAGACGGGCUGCGCGCCGCCCACGGCGACGAUAUCACCCCCGAGGACGUCAUGUCUGCCGCCAUGUACCCCAAAGUCUUCCAGGAGUUCAAGGAGUUUACCGCCAACUUUGGCCCGGUGGACUGCCUCAGCACCAGGCUGUUCCUGGAUGGACCCAAGAUCGCAGAAGAGUUUGAGGUGGAGCUGGAGAGAGGGAAGAUCCUCCACAUCAAGGCGCUGGCGCUGGGCGACCUGAACAAGGCCGGCCAGCGGGAGGUGUUCUUCGAGCUGAACGGCCAGCUCCGGUCCGUGCUGGUCAAAGACACGGUCGCCAUGAAGGAAAUGAAAUUCCACCCAAAAGCUCAGAAGUCCAUCAAGGGUCAGGUGGGAGCGCCCAUGCCUGGAAAAGUCCUGGAGGUCAAAGUAGAGGUCGGAUCCAAGGUGGAGAAGGGUCAGCCGCUGUGUGUCCUGUCGGCCAUGAAGAUGGAGACGGUGGUCAACUCCCCGAUGGCCGGCACCAUUAAGGCCGUUCAUGUCACGGCCGACGCGUCCCUGGAGGGAGACGACCUGAUCCUGGAGAUCGAGGAGUAGAGCGCCGCGGCGGCGGCGGAGGCGGAGGGGAGGGCUUAGCGGCGGUAGGGAGGUAGACAGUCUGAUCCUGGAUGAGGCGAGAGGUGGAGGGAGAUUAUCGCCUUUCUCUUCUGUGCCUCCCCCAGUUUGUACAUAUCCUGUCUGGCGACGCUGGGGAGACGCAGAGCAAAUCCAGACGCCUGACGGCGUAAAGAUCAGUCCAGCGGAGGAUAGCAAGUCAUUGAAAUUCUAUUUAAUUCUCCCCCUAAAAAAAAAAAGUAAUUACUCUGUGUUUGGUGAUUAGCUCAGACGAAACAUGGUACCUUUAAUAACGUCAUGUCAACUUGUGUCAACAUCUUCUAUAUCGUUGAAUAUUUUUAGAGUAACAGAGGAUUUUUUUUUUUUUUUUUUUUUUUUUUUGUUUUUUUGAAUUGUGAUACAUUCCACUGCUGAGACGCUCUUUUAAAAUGUGACGUGCUGCAGCGAGCUUCACCGUGCGCAAAACUAACAUGGCUCUUAACAUCUGCGUGCAAUUAAAGGCAACAGCUUCCACGUCAUUGCUCUUCAAAUUGCCUAAUAUAUUCAGAGUGGCGAGACUAAACCUUUUAUCUUCGACUACUAAAUGUUCUCGUAGUAAUUAGCACAGUUUGGACAGAGAGGAAUUGACCUGACGGCGUUUUACCAAAUCAUUGUUUUUUGUUUUUUUGUUUUUUUUUUUUUUUCAUUUGGGAACAAUAUUUUUUUGCCUCUGCACGACAUUAUCAAGCUUUGACAUUUGUCGCAGUGCAUUCUGGGAAUGUGUGAUCACUGUGUUAGCAUUCAAGUUUGAAAUUAGUUGGAAAAACAACAAAAAAAACACACACACAGGGUGAAGGACAAGCGAUCGCACUCUCUUUUGUUUUGUAUCUGCUUUACUCGAGUAUUUUCACAAUAAGAGAAGCACAACAGGAAGCCAUGGCAGACGCGUCUCAUCUUGCACUAAAGUGAAAUAAACACUGUUACUGUAUCAGUAAUAGCGAAUGGUUUCAGUUUUGUUGUUAAAA